This is a messenger RNA of Grus americana (Whooping crane), 539 nucleotides long. Its product is annotated as cytochrome c oxidase subunit 7A2, mitochondrial. The record is from RefSeq and is a predicted model, not a curated record. Gene Ontology annotation, biological process: regulation of oxidative phosphorylation; mitochondrial respirasome assembly; mitochondrial electron transport, cytochrome c to oxygen. The transcript has 4 exons. The coding region runs from base 129 to 380 and encodes 83 amino acids. Lineage: Eukaryota; Metazoa; Chordata; Aves; Gruiformes; Gruidae.
CGCUGUAGGCGCUGCGGCGGCGCUCUGAGCGCGACGCGCGGCUGCCUCUGUGGUACCAUCGGUGGGGGAGCUGCUUCCGCUUCCGCUGCCCUUGUUGCCGGCGGGAGGUGACGGGACCAACAGCCGCGAUGUGGCGGAACCUGCUGGGUCUUCGCCAAAUUUCCCAGAGGACCAUAAGCACUGCUUCACGCAGGCAGUUUGAAAAUAGAGUUCCUGAGAAGCAGAAGCUUUUUCAGGAGGAUAAUGGCAUCCCGGUGCAUCUUAAAGGUGGUGUGAUGGAUGCUCUCUUGUAUAGAGUCACCAUGGGUCUUACAGUUGUUGGAACAGCCUAUGUUGUUUAUGAGCUGCUCGCCAUUUCAAUGCCCAAGAAGCAGAAAUGAUUCCAGUUCAAGAUAUCUCAGUGACUAGCAUCUCUUCGUCCAAUUCCAUGUGACUAUGAUGGCAGCUUAUACUUCCUAUAAGCAGCUGGCUUAAUGCUUGGAAUCAUAAUUUAAUUGUAACAUGUUAACUGCAAUCAAUAAAGCAGUUUUUACGUUGCA